AUGAAAGCCGCAGGCCUCACCGGCGCACGCAUCCCGCCCAAGAAGCAAAUUGCUCAGAUGCAGCUGCCGCCAGCCCACGCACGCAGCCACAGCAACUACACCGCGCACAAUAUCAGCAUCUGGCGCGAGCGCGGCGGAGGCGACCUGGAGCCGGUCCUCGCGAGCGGCGCUAUGGCCCUCGUCGACGCGCAGUGGAUCAUCAGCCACGCCGAGGCGGGCGGUGUCGUCACGCACCGGCAGGCGCUGCCCAAAGAGGCCUUCCUCUCCCUCGCCGACCUCGUCGAGGCGAGCCGAGCCAGCCUGGGCGGGCUGCCCUUGCUCUAUGACACAGGCGACACGCUCCGCCGCGUGGGCUCGGGGCUCAGGGCCCUCGCCAACGACUGGUACAACCGCGGCCAGCGGUUCGGCGUCUUUUGGGACUUCCUCUCGCUGCACCAGCACCCCGACCCCGCGCACGGACGGGUGCGCACCGCCGAGGAGAACAGGCUCUUCAGGCAGGGGCUUGGCUGCCUCGGCAGGCUCUUUGCCCACCCGCACACCACCGUGCUGCGGACCGCAAGCUACCCGGAGGGGUACGACGGCAGGCAGUGGUCCGCGCAGCUCGUGCUCAGCCUGAGGGACCAGUACGAGGGCCUUCCCGGUCCGAACUUGUGGCGAUGGGGUCACUCUGGCGACCCGUGCCGCGGCAAGCAAUCCACUCGCGGCGAUUGGCGCCUGGCGGGCGACCCGUGGUACGACCGGUCCGCGAUGAUUUCCGAGUGCGCGGAGGGCGGCGACCGGUGGCCGCCGCUGCUGCCGUCGCAGUUCACGGAGCGGCUCGACGCGCGCGCAUUCACUGAGGGCAAGGACGACAAGGCGCUCGUCAGCCGGCUGUACGCCGGCGCCUUUCGGGAGGAGAUGCGGAGGGCCACAAGGCUCGGCUACGGCGGCCUCGGCUGGGGCGACGCGGAGGCGGCGCAGGUGGCGAGGGUGAUCGCGAGCGGCGCGCUGCCGCGACUCGAGGCGCUGUCCUUCCUACUCAACGACGUUGGGGACGACGGGGCGAGGGCGCUGGCCGCCGCCCUCGGCAGGAAGUGGGUGGCGACCCGCCUCUCCCGCGUCGACCUCUGCGGCAAUUCGAUCCGCGACGGGGGCGCGAAGGCGCUGGCCGCCGCACUCGCCCAUGGCGGAGCUUGUCCUUCGCUCAGGCAGCUCUACCUCGACUACAACUGCAUCGGAGACAAGGGCGCCGAGGCGCUGGCCGCCGCCCUCGGCAGGGCGGGGGCGCCGCAGCUGAAGAGGCUCUGCCUGGGCAGCAACGCGAUCGGCGAGGGCGGCGUGGGCGCGCUCGACGCCGCGCUCUUGCGGCGCGCGGCCAUGAUCGGCGACGAGAGCAUGCUCGCUCGGCGCGGCCAGACGCGCCGCUCUCUCGAGCGCAGAGCAGGGCGCGGCCAGACGCCGCUCGAGAUCGACUACAGCCGCCUCACCAAGGAAGGGGCCAAGCGCCUGCUCGCUCGCCACGGGAGGCCAGCCGACGGCCCGCCGCCCCACGACUCGCCAGUCUCGCCGACCGUCGCCCUGCAGUCUGCCGAGCCCGAGCUGCGCAGCCGCAACGUGAGGGAGAGGCUCACUCUUCUGUACAGGUAG
Molecule: messenger RNA, 1626 nt
Organism: Emiliania huxleyi CCMP1516
Lineage: Eukaryota; Haptophyta; Isochrysidales; Noelaerhabdaceae
Exons: 13
Coding region: 1-1626 (541 amino acids)
Biological process (GO): activation of GTPase activity; nucleocytoplasmic transport
Cellular component (GO): nucleus; perinuclear region of cytoplasm; cytosol
Molecular function (GO): GTPase activator activity; small GTPase binding
Source: RefSeq, a predicted model, not a curated record